This is a messenger RNA of Thunnus maccoyii (southern bluefin tuna), 2961 nucleotides long. RefSeq names its product protein phosphatase 2, regulatory subunit B, beta a (gene ppp2r2ba). Gene Ontology annotation, molecular function: protein phosphatase regulator activity; protein binding. The transcript has 10 exons. Gene Ontology annotation, biological process: peptidyl-serine dephosphorylation. Bases 755 to 2086 code for a protein of 443 amino acids. The record is from RefSeq and is a predicted model, not a curated record. Lineage: Eukaryota; Metazoa; Chordata; Actinopteri; Scombriformes; Scombridae. Gene Ontology annotation, cellular component: cytosol; protein phosphatase type 2A complex.
CUCUGCUGAAGCGCAGCAGCAGCAGUAGCAGCAGCAGCAGAGUGGGUAACUACAGUUUACAGCUCUGCGCUAUCCGGCACAGUGAGUCAGCUGAGCUUACCGGGAACACAAGCGCCGGUCCGCUCCGAUGAGUGAAUGAAUGAAUGAAUGCGAGGAGAGAUCCUGCAGGAUCCGGAGACAGAAGGGCGAAGCUGCAACUGUGGAGAGUCUGACAUGGAAAUACAGAAGUGAUCGGAGCAAGCUUGUUGACGCAUAAUCCCGCCCGCCCCGCUGGCAGUGUGAGGGGGCAAAUCUAGCCUGCCUAAACUCAAAUCCUCCAAAAGAGAUUUGUGCGCUGCUGCUGCUGCUGCGGGUUCAGCCACCUUCAAGAAGAUUUCUGUCAUUUUUUGACCGGCUGUAAAGACGCGUUUUCGGGGUGUUAAUGCGUAUAUUUUGGGGGAGAUAAAUAUGUCUCCGAUGAGUUAUCUGAAGCAGAGGACGUAAAGCGCGGCGAUAAUUAGGAUAUUAAAUCCAAACUGGUCUGUUGGAGCCGGUGCUGUCACUGCGUCCCGGUGGGCCGUUUCAUGCGUCCUGAGGUGUGGACAGGACCUGCCCCGACAUCAUCACAGGUAUUUGAUUGCGAUUGUGUUGAUUACGCCGGAGAUCUGGAGCCAUGACAGGCCCCCCGCUGGUCCCACAGCCCGCCUGCUGACGGUACCGGGCAGGAUGGGAGCAGGUCUGCCGCUUUCAGGAUCCCGAACCAGCCGAUUUAUCAAUGGAGGAGGAGAGUGAUACCCGGAAAAUCAACAACAGCUUCCUUCGCGACCACAACUAUGCAACCGAAGCUGACAUUAUCUCAACUGUGGAGUUUAACUCAUCGGGGGAGCUGUUGGCCACCGGAGAUAAAGGAGGCAGAGUGGUUGUCUUCCAGAGGGAGCAGGAGAGUAAGAGCCAGCCCCAGCGUCGAGGGGAGUACAAUGUUUACAGCACAUUCCAGAGCCACGAGCCGGAGUUUGACUACCUGAAGAGUUUGGAGAUUGAGGAGAAGAUCAACAAGAUCAAAUGGCUUCCUCAGCAGAACGCCGCCUACUUCCUGCUCUCCACCAAUGACAAGACGGUUAAGCUUUGGAAGAUCAGCGAGAGAGACAAGCGUCCGGAGGGCUACAACCUGAAGGAUGACGACGGACGGAUCAGGGACCCGUCGACCAUCACCUCGCUACGGGUGCCGGUGCUGCAGCCUAUGGACUUGAUGGUUGAAGCUACAGCCAGGCGAGUAUUCAGCAACGCCCACACAUACCACAUCAAUUCCAUCUCUGUCAACUCCGACCUUCAGACCUUCAUCUCCACUGACGACCUCAGAGUGAACCUAUGGAACCUGGAGAUCACUGAUCGCAGCUUCAACAUUGUGGACAUCAAACCGGCCAACAUGGAGGAGUUGACCGAAGUGAUCACCUCAGCAGAGUUUCAUCCCCAGCAUUGUCACACCUUUGCCUACAGCAGCAGCAAAGGCUCUAUACGCCUCUGUGACAUGAGACAGGCCGCACUCUGUGACAAACACUGCAAAUACUUCGAGGAACCGGAGGAUCCUUCCACUCGCUCCUUUUUCUCUGAAAUCAUCUCAUCCAUCUCUGACGUGAAGUUCAGCCACAACGGGCGCUACCUGAUGACAAGGGACUACCUCACUGUCAAAGUGUGGGACCUUCAAAUGGAGAACAAACCACUUGAGACAUACCAGGUUCACGAUUAUUUGCGAGGCAAACUUUGCUCUCUGUAUGAAAAUGACUGCAUCUUUGACAAAUUCGAGUGCGUCUGGAAUGGAUCAGACAGCGUCAUCAUGACCGGCUCCUACAACAACUUUUUCCGAAUGUUUGACCGAAACACCAAACGGGACGUCACACUGGAAGCAUCCAGGGAGAACAGCAAGCCCAGAGCUAUUCUUAAGCCUCGCAAGGUGUGUGUGGGUGGGAAACGUCGUAAGGACGAGAUCAGUGUCGACAGCUUAGACUUCAGCAAGAAGAUCCUUCACACUACGUGGCACCCGCAUGAGAACAUUAUCGCCGUGGCAGCCACCAACAACCUCUACAUCUUCCAAGACAAGGUCAACUAAAGGGCAAGCUGCCCCCGCUGACCCUUGACCCCACACGUGAGGAUGAGGGAGGGAGAGGUAGGGCGGGAGAAAGAGAGAGAUGGAGCUCUUAUCAACAUCCUCCUCCUCCUCCUCCUCCUCCUCUUCCUAUGUCGUGUUGCUGCUGUCUUGAAUUUCACCGCUCUGCUGAGGAGGAAGUGCAGAGUUUCCUGGAAGGGGGACGUAUCCAGUGACUGAAACGGGUGCGGUAUGAAUUUGGUGAAGAUGGAAACGGAUACAGCCUGGGUACAGCUAGAAGAAAAAGGUUCCUUUGAAACCAAGAAUGAACUUUCAUUCUUCAAUUUGACUUCUAAUUUAAUUUAUUUAGCCACGUGGACACAUACAGAAGUGAAUCCUGUGCAUUUAUGCAACAAGAGGAUUGCUGCAUGAAUAACGUGAUGUAGCAGCCCUCUGGACCCUGAGGAAAGGGACGGAUGUGGGUACACUGAACAAAACGUAGAGCACACACACAGAGAUCUAGCUUACAUGAUGGUGGCUCAACGUCAUGUAGCAACAGUGCCCCCUCUCUCUUUGAAUCUGCUCAUGCUACAGUGCAUGUGACCAACCCCUGGACAGUGCAACCUGCUGCAAAAGAAUUCCUACAUAAGAGGAAGAGACUGUUAAUCUCUGACCCCACAAACUGAGAGUUUUCUCUGCCUGUCACACACGGUCAGUCUUUCUAGUACCAAUUUUUUGUCUCCCUGGUGAGACCGCUGUAGUCUGUAAUGUGAAUGAAGCCCUUCCAGGCUGUGUCAAUGGUUUUAUUUAAUGCUGUUGUUUUAUCAAGUCCUUCUCUUGGUUAAUGAGUCUGUUUAGAAAGCUGUGGUGCCUUCUUUUGGUAUGUGGGGGUUCGAUGU